AUGAUUGAACAAUACUCCUCAAGUUGCCGGUCGAUCCUUACGGCACACGAGCCAGGAACCCUCGAGGCUACGACCCUAGACACGGCACGACGUCACCGCAAGUUGCGUGAUGACCAGUUGUCUGUUAAGUUCGAGAAAAUUAGCCCGCCAAAGCAACCAUCUCCUGAUGGAGUUCUGGUUCACAACUUGUCCUCCCCUCCUGUAUCACCACAACAACUAGCAGUUAUAUCCUAUGACCCAAAAUUCAGCAUGAGAGAUGCUCGCCCAGAAGACUUUAUCGCAGCUUUAGAAUCGGCGCUCCAGAAAUGCGAAGCAGCAGAAGAACGAGAACUUCUGAAAAUACGAAAAAUUGAGAAUAUUGUCACCCUGCCCAUUGACAAAGGACGCUCGACGGUCAUCAUGGAUAAGGUGGAGUAUGGGGCAAAAUUGAACGACCUCUUGAUGGACAAGGAGUCCCACGCACCGUUGACUGCCAGCGAUUUCAAGAAGCUCGUGAACAACAUUAACAAAGCGGUCGACAAACUGAAGAAGUCGGGGACUCUGACGAGAAGAGAAGCGCUGGCUGCAAAGGCCACCGACGCUGCAAUGGCACAUUUCUACGGCCUAACAAAGGUGCGAAAACCAGGAGUGCCCUUACGUCCCAUCGUAUCCUUACGAGGCAUCCUAAAAGUGGCUGUUUCAACGAUUGUGCUUCCUCACCAAAGAUUCAAAAUUCACAAUGAAGUCUGCUAA
Dibothriocephalus latus is the source of this 732-nucleotide messenger RNA. Lineage: Eukaryota; Metazoa; Platyhelminthes; Cestoda; Diphyllobothriidea; Diphyllobothriidae. The record is from the annotation of a GenBank genome assembly.